This is a messenger RNA of Gordionus sp. m RMFG-2023, 1430 nucleotides long. RefSeq names its product atrial natriuretic peptide receptor 1-like. The coding region runs from base 52 to 1356 and encodes 434 amino acids. Gene Ontology annotation, molecular function: adenylate cyclase activity; guanylate cyclase activity; ATP binding. The record is from RefSeq and is a predicted model, not a curated record. The transcript has 9 exons. NCBI's taxonomy places the organism in Eukaryota, Metazoa, Nematomorpha, Gordioida, Chordodea, Parachordodidae. Gene Ontology annotation, biological process: cGMP biosynthetic process; receptor guanylyl cyclase signaling pathway; protein phosphorylation. Gene Ontology annotation, cellular component: plasma membrane.
UGUUCUCGAGGAAAUCUGCAAAGAUUUUUAAAUAGUGAUCUUAACAUAGAUAUGAAUCUGAAAUAUUCUUUUGUAAUGGAUUUAGUUAAUGGAAUGUUGUAUUUGCAUAACUCACCUAUUAAAUCGCAUGGAAGAUUACGAUCAGAUAAUUGUCUUUUGAAUUCCAAAUUUAUAAUUAAAAUAACUGAUUUUGGAUUAGAUUCUCUGCAGAAUUUUUUCCACUCAAAUCAAAAGGAAAUGACUAAAUUAUGGCACCCUCCAGAAUUUUUGAGGAAUGUACAUCCAAUCAAUGGAACACAAAUGGGUGACGUUUAUAGCUUUGGAAUUGUAUUACAAGAGAUUAUAUUAAGGACACUACCAUAUAAUAAAAAUUUUGUUGAUUUUAACCUUUCAAAAAUUGACCUGGUUAAUAUGAUAAAAAAUAUUAAGUCCCCAAGAAAGGGUAAACUUUAUCGUCCUCGUAUCCCGCAGGAUAGUUGUUCCAAAGAGAUGAAAGAGAUUAUGGAAAAAUGCUGGGUAGAAGAUCCAAAUUUGAGACCAACGUUUAAAGAGAUAUCUAUUGAAUUUAACAAUCUAUUAAAUUUGGAGAAUAUUAAUGUUAAUUAUGUGAAAAAUAUGGUCGAACGAUUGACAUUAUAUAACAAAAAUCUAGAAAAGGUUAUUAAAGAAAAAACGGAGAAAAUUGUAGGUGAACAAGAGAAGGUGGAAAAUCUUUUGUCCGCUAUGUUACCAAAAGCAAUCAUUGAAUCAUUAAAAAUAGGGCAAUCAUACAUUUGCCAAUCUUAUGAAUCGGUAACCAUAUAUUUCAGCGAAAUUCACAAAUUUUCAGAAAUUUCUUCAAUAAAUUCUCCUGAAUAUAUUGUUAAACUUUUAAACGAUAUAUACUCAUUUUUGGAUGAAAUAUCUUCGCACUUUGACGUAUAUAAAGUUGAAACUAUACGUGAUUCUUAUAUGGUGGCAUCGGGAGUUCCUGUAAAAAAUGGAAAUGAUCAUUCAAAUGAAAUAGCUCUCAUGUCAUUGCAGAUUAUAAAUUCGAUCAAAAAUAAAAAAAUUGAUUAUCUACGAAAUUGUGAUCUACAAUUCAAGAUCGGAAUCCAUUCAGGUCCAUGCGCCGCUGGAGUUAUAGGAACAGCAAUACCUCGUUAUUGUUUAUUUGGUGAUACAAUCAAUAUUGCAUCAAGGAUGGAAUCAUUUGGACUACCAAUGAAAAUUCAAAUUAGCGAAUUUACAAAAUGUUUGCUUGAUACCUAUCAUGGUUAUGAAUAUGAAGAACGUGGAUUUAUAAAUAUCAAGGGAAAAGGGAUGAUUAGAACCUACUGGCUACUCGGGAAAAAAGAUUUAAAACCACUUUGUUAAAUGACUCUAUAAUUAUUAUAUUACCUUAAUGUUUUUAUAUAAAGCCUUAAUUAUAAAACAUAGAUCAUUGUCAU